Messenger RNA from Phytophthora infestans T30-4, 2676 nucleotides. RefSeq lists its product as uncharacterized. The coding region runs from base 1 to 2676 and encodes 891 amino acids. Gene Ontology annotation, biological process: axoneme assembly. The transcript has a single exon. The record is from RefSeq and is a predicted model, not a curated record. NCBI's taxonomy places the organism in Eukaryota, Oomycota, Peronosporomycetes, Peronosporales, Peronosporaceae. Gene Ontology annotation, cellular component: cytoplasm.
AUGGGUCCCCAAGACGAAGAGGACACCGACGAGGACGACGACGACAGUGAUGACGACGAAGACGACGAUGAGGAAGAGGACCCGACUCAGACUAUUGUGGAUAUGGGUCGGCAUGAGCGUAUGCAGCGCAUCCAGAAGGUGCUGUACGAGCAGCUCGUGGGGAACGAUGAGCGCUUGUCGCUGGAGCUUCGCGAGAAGGAAGAAGAGCUCCGUCGAGCCAAGACGGCACGAGAAGACGUGGGUGUUGCGCUGUAUGGAGUACAGCAGCAACUUGCACAGCUUCAAGUUGCACUCGAAGCAGCGCAUCGCCGCCUUACGACGCUGCAUGACGAACGGUUUACGAGUGAAGAUAAGCUUGACGAGUGGAAAGCGAGUGCUGAGGAGAAGAAGUUGGCGGUCGAACGUCGUCGUGCACACCUGCACAAGACACAAGCUGAGCUCGACUCUCUGAAUGCAAUACUACGACAGGUGGAGAAAUACAACGAAGAGAUGAAACACGAGAUUGCUCGCACACAACGUGCCGCGGAGAAGGCGGAGGAGUCAAUGACGGUUGCCGAGAAAGAUAAAGUGAAGCAGGAUCUGUACAUUGAUCGGCUGAAUGAGCAAGUGAAGACACUGCAAGAUCAACUGGCAGCUAAUGCUUCGCAGCUCAAGACGCAGCGGAUGGAAACUCAAGCCGCAGAAGAAACGCUACGUGAGGCUGCGGCGCAAAUGGAGGCUGUAGCUUUUGAGAAGAAGCAACUUCUACAGCAGUGGAAGAGUGCGCUUAUUGGAAUGCAGCAGCGUGAUACUGCGCUUCAGGCCACUCAAGCCGCGAUCUCCAAGGUGGUUGAGGACGAACUAGCGCUCAGUGCUGAGCAGCGUGGCUAUAAACUCUCAAUCGAAAAGGCCCAGCAAAUCCAUGAGACGCUGAUCGCUACCAUCGAGCGCUUCAACGUAGAGCUGCGCUUCGUCGAGGAGCAAACCCAGAACUUACAAGCUGAAUUCGAACGUCUCGCAGCUCGUCAUGAGCUGCUGGCCAAGUCUCUUAAGCAAACAGAGGCGCAGGUCUCUUCUGCUGCGUUGGAAGGCAAGAAGCUGGAGUCAGAAGCUGCCCAAGUAGCGCAGCACUUGGAGACAACGCAGCGUGAACGUCACUUGCUUGAAGACGAGAUAGCUGCCGAGAAGAACGACCAAACCACCGUACACAAGGCAGCGCACAAUCUCACCAAGGAGACCCAGCGACUUGUGUCUCGUGUGCACGAGAAAGAAGUCGAGCUGGCGAAUCUUCGCAACGAGAUGGCUCGAGUAGGAGUCGACGCACUCAAUGUGCAGAACCACACCGCGCAGCUUGUAGAGGCCCAACGAGCCCUCGUUGAAGAGCUCAGGCGAGACGAUCAGCGUGUGAAACGUGCCGAGCUGGAGAUCCGUCAGCGAAACGAUGAGAUCGAAAAGAAGAUGCUGCGUCUGGAUCGUCUUAACAAAAAGUACGAGCAACUUGUGAGUAAGAUGGAGGACGCAGACACUGGUCCACUGGAAGCGAUCAUCAAGAACUUGGUUCGUGAGACCAAGAUCGGUCGAGAAGACAACACUGCCAAGCAGAAGCAGUGGCUUAACACCCAAACGGCACUUGUACAUGCUGCAAGUGAGGCACAAGAGCUGAGUGACCGCAACCAGGAACGUAAGAGCAAGACGAGCGUUCUGGAACAGAAACAGCUGCGUCUUCAGCAUGAGCUGCACGAAAUGCAGCGGGAGCUAAGAGAUCUCUCGAAUGGCAUUGCAUCUCUCCACGCAGACACUGGAAGACUGAAUGAUCUUAUCGCUCGUCAAGGUUCUCGUCACGACGACUUGCUUAAUAGUAAUCACGCACUCGAGCUCGAGUUUGCAAGUGAGUUGCGGGAACUCGAGGCCACAUCGGUGUCGAUGGAAACUCGAGCUGCUACUCUACGUCAAGAAAAGCAGGAACUACUGGGCCGUGUCGUGGAGGUAGAGCGACAACUCAUGCUCUGGGAGAAGAAGAUCCAGCUGGAGAAGGAGACCCAAGCUGCUCUUGACCCUGAAGUGGGCCAGGCUGAAGCACGUAGCAUGGAGAAGGAGAUCCACCGCAUGCGUCUACGCCUUGAGACCUUACAACGGAGCCAAGAGCAAAUGCUGCAAGAAAUGGAGCAAGCUGUGCACAAGCGAGACGUCAUUGCGCUUCGUGGUCGUAGUAAGAAAGAACAGGAGGCCGACCUCACGUUUGCUGCGCUUACAGCGAAGGUAUCUACGCUACAGAAUCAACUGCGCAAAAGUGAGCGAGAUGCCUCGAGACUGGAUAAAAGUAUCCGGAAACAACUCGUGGCGGGUGAAGAUGUUUCUUUCCAACUGGAGAAAGUUUCGGCUGAACUUAAAGUGGACGAAGAGCGAGGAUUGUCACUCCAACGUGCGAUUAACACUGCUCUCUACGAUAAGCAGCGAUACAUUGAUGCUGCAGCACGUAAACUUCGUAUGACAAAACGCUUCGACUCGCUCUGUCGCGGAGUGGCCAAUGGUCCUGCCAAUGAGACACAAGCAGCUUCAGCCUUGGAGAAAGCGAAGGAGGGCGUCGAAAAGGUUCGGGCCAUCGUUGUCAUGCUUCAGAAACAGAAUCCUCAUUUGGCUGAGGUUCUUCCUCGCGUUUUGUUGCUUGCUGAAAACCCGCCACCAAUGGAGAAGUAG